CGUGAAGCCAUAUAUUAUAUCUCAUCGUUCACGUCAACCCUACUCCUCCUCCUUCUGACCACCAUCCCUGAUUCCGCUGCAGUGUCGCCCGCCUUCGUUGGCUCGGCCCAGUCUUGAACCACUCGUUCUGCGCGACCUCGCUCAGAUCGCGAUAGUCAGAAAAUGAUAACCAAGGCGAUGUCCCCAGCUGCGAUCACGCCGCAGAAGCGGAAGGGACGCCAUUCGCAGGAAGAAGCGACCCCCGAUGCGAGUGAUGCGCCUAGAGAGUCCUCUGAGGCUCUGAGCGAUGACAGUGAAGCCCGGCCACCAAAAAAUGAAUACGAGACGGGUCGCGUCAAAUGCGAAGGAUGCGGUGAAGAGGUCUCGUUCAGAGACGAAGCCACGGGCGGCUUUACCCUUCAACUUUGGGAUUCGCACCGACUUAAGUGUCCCAACAGUUCGCAGCCACAAAUAGCUCAAUCCUUGGCGCAAUCGGCGCAAACGAGGCAGUCAGCAGACACUUCCGUUGACACAGAGCCCCAGGCAAAGCGGAGACGAUCGAAGCGAACUGAAGAAGAACGCAUUGAUUAUCUGCGCAACGACCCCUAUGUCGCACAGUUCGAAGCCUAUCGCGUGUUGUGCGCAUGUUGUGACAAGUGGAUUCGGCUUCGACCGAAUUCGACGUACUGUUCCAUACCAUGGGACGCUCACCGUAAGAGCUGUCUCGCAAAGAAGGCUAAAUACUUCCCGGCCGGCGCGAAGACGGUUUGCGACGAUCGUGGUAUCAUCUUUGCUGCAGAUCCCAAUGUCCGCAAAUUCGACUCGGAGCGCGUGCUAUGCAGAAACUGCGAAGGCUGGGUCAACAUCGGCAUUGUCGACAAUGCGCAAGCUUCUACAAUAUGGGCCGAGCACCGCGGUUCCUGCCAACGAAACGUCUUCUAUGGUCAGGGAAGCAGUGGCAUGGUAAUGAGUGUCACCGUCAACCCUGCCAUUCAGGACGUGCCCCCACCGCCGAAGCAUCUGCUUGCCUUGGCGUCUUCAUCUUCCCUUCCGCCUCCCGUUCUUGCACCGGUUAACGGUACAGGAGCUUCCUCCCCCGCAACUGGUAGCUCGGUCGCGGUCCUUACUACUCCGUCGUUCAAGGAUUACAGUCCAACGAACCAGGAGUCUCGACGCCGUACUGCGGAGCAACGGGCCGCCCAACUCCGGGCUGAUCCUCUCGUUGGCGAGGUCGAGCCUACUCGCGUCUUCUGCACUAUGUGCCACAAAUGGGUGCAGCUCCGGCAAGACAGUACAUACUGUUCUUAUCCCUGGGAGCAGCACCGAGACAAAUGUCUCAAGCGGCAGCAGACGCGUUCCCAAAAGGACAGCGAAUUGAGACACCCCGGCGGUAGUCCGCUCUCAAUGGGACCUUCCGAUGUCGCCAUGCGUUCGGAGGGGACUACCGCACUGGGGGACGCUGAAUCCGAGGAGGGCGUGGAGUCCAUGGACGAUGGGGAAAGGCCGCUGCAUUGGACGGUGCGUCGUGAGGUAAACGACGUGCAGGCUGCAGCGAGGCCUACCGCACGAGCGUCCGUGAGGCCUGGUGUAGGUCCUCGAGGCUCCUCCUCAUCGACCAUCGAUGGGUCAGAAGGUCCUGCGGGCCCAUGGGCUGACAAGAUGGAUGUCGACCGUUUUCCUUCGCGUCUGUCCGACCUUCAGACACCAAAGGGGCGGCUGGACUAUACCUUCCGUGCAGUUAUGCAUCUCUUCAACUCGACAUAUGAGCCGACGGACGAGCUGACCAUCGCCGCGCUCGUUACCUACCUCAACGCCGCGCUGCCGCCCGACAAGCAUGAGGAUUUCGACACUGCUGAAGUGACGAAGGCGGCCAUGGCGAUGCAGGCACGUGGUCAUUUUGUUUUUGAGGGCGACGUCCUUCGCAAGAGGAACUAGGCAAACUGUAUUCUGUUCUUGCUCCGACACCACGGACUGUUUAGUAAACCAUCUUGCCACACGUACUCAACAUUUGAA
Messenger RNA from Fomitopsis serialis, 1992 nucleotides. RefSeq lists its product as uncharacterized. The coding region runs from base 163 to 1914 and encodes 583 amino acids. The transcript has 8 exons. Lineage: Eukaryota; Fungi; Basidiomycota; Agaricomycetes; Polyporales; Fomitopsidaceae. The record is from RefSeq and is a predicted model, not a curated record.